CCGAGGGAUCUCGGAUCAGCGGCUGGGCGUCCAGCGGAGGCUGAACCAGGAGGAGGCGCCGCCGCGGGGAAGGGAGCUCGGCCCGCCCGAUGGCCUCGACCAGGCCGGGAGCAGCGCCGGGCCCUCCUGCCGCAGAGACCGAGGAGGGGCCGGCGCCGGCGCCGCCGGACUCCGGGGAGGCGGAGGGCUUCCCCCGCUGGGGCUGCCGGGCGUCGUCGGAGCCCCGGCCGGUCUUCUGCAGCCGCCUGCAGCAGCCGCUGCUUUGCCCCGGCUGGCUGAAGCCCGAGCCGAGCGGCCAAGCCGGGCUGGCGGACCGGGGGAUCCUGGAGCGGCUCCUGGCCGCGCUGCCCCCGGAGAUGGCGGGCUGGCUGCGGGGGUGCCGGGCGGAGAGCGGCGCCCAGGCGGGGACCCCGGCCGAGGGAUUCCUGCUCGGCCGGGCCCGGGAAGAGCGGAGGCGGCGGCAGUUGCAGGGCCAGUUGAUGAAGAUGGCCACGGUACCUUGUGAAAGCAGAGAAGAUCUCUGUGGUCUCGCUAUGAAGCAGCAGUUAAGCUUCUCACAAGAGGAUCCAACUCUGGUCUUGUUGACAGGACAGCCCAAGUUGUCGAUGGAAACGGCUGAAACAUCUCUGUCUGGUGGAGCCGCAACAGCUCAGGGCUUAGUAACCUUUGAGGAGGUGGCUGUGUAUUUCACGGAGGACGAGUGGGCGCUGCUGAAUCCCAGCCAGAGAGCUUUAUACGGGGAAGUCAUGCUGGAGAAUUCUAGAAAUGUGGCCGAUCUUGCUUAUGGGCAGGAGCCCGAGUAUAAUAAGGAGCCGAGCCUAACGCUAUUUCAAGUGCUCCAGUCUGAAAAAGGAAUACUUGGAAAUCGGGGGGCACCUCAAAAGAGUACGAAAAGCUGCCUAAAGAAUGGAAGGAAGAAGUCUUCUAGUCACAAUGAAGUCCUUGGCCUCCCAACCCUGCAACUUCAGCAAAGGAAAGAAGUUGGAAAACAUUUCAGAUAUGGCAAAAUAGACAAAGCAACAUCUCUUUUCGGUAAAUAUUAUCCGAACCAAACUGAAGAGGAACAAUGUGAACAUCAAGAGCAUGGGCAAAAUAUCAGUCUUAACUCCUCUCUUGUUUUACAUCACCCAUCAUACAUCCCAGAGACACCAUAUGGAAUUUUAAAUUGUGGGGAAAAAUUCACUUUGAAUAGUCAUCUAAUGUCACAUAAAGACGAGAAUCUAUAUGCGUGUGGAAAGGGUUUCAGCCAGAAACAGUUGCUUAUUUUACCCCCAGAAAAUGUCCCAAUGGAGAAACGGUAUAAAUGUCUGGAGUGUGGAAAGACCUUCACUCACAAAUGUAAACUUACUGUCCAUGAACGGACCCACACGGGGGAGAAACCAUAUAUAUGCCUGGUGUGUGGAAAAAAAUUCAGUCAGACGGGUCACCUUACCAGACAUCAACGAACCCACACUGGGGAGAAACCAUAUUCGUGCCUGCAGUGUGGAAGGAAGUAUAGUGGAAGUUCCAGCCUUAUCAAGCAUGUAAGGAGCCACACGGGGGAGAAACCAUACAAAUGUUCAGAGUGUGAUAAGAGCUUCAAUCAGAGCAGUCAUUUUAUUCGCCACAAAAUGAUCCACACAGGAGAGAAACCAUACAAGUGCCUGGAAUGCGGAAAGAGCUUCGGGCGUAAUUUUAGCCUUAUGCAACACAAAAGAACUCACACAGGGGAGAAACCGUAUCAGUGCUUGGUGUGUGGAAAGAGUUUCAGUGGCUCCUCGGAUCUUAUGUACCAUAAGAGGAUUCACACAGGGGAGAGACCGUAUAAGUGCCUGGAGUGCGGAAAGCGAUUCAGUAGGCGAAGUCGCCUUACAGCUCACAAAAGAAAGCACACAGGACAGAAACCGUAUAUAUGCCUGGUGUGCGGAAGGAGAUUCAGUCAGAGCGGCCACCUUACAAGUCAUAAAAGAACUCACACUGGGGAGAAACCAUAUACCUGCCUGAAAUGUGGAAGGAAGUUUGGUAGAAGAUCUAGCCUUGUGAUACAUGUAAGAAUCCACACGGGGGAGAACCCAUACAAGUGUAUCGAGUGUGGAAAGGGCUUCCGUCAGAGAACGACCUAUAUUUACCAUCGAAGGAUCCACACAGGAGAAAAACCAUACAAAUGCCUGGAAUGUGGGAAGAACUUUAGACGAAACUGCCACCUUAAGAAACAUAAAAAAAUGCACACUGUGAAGAAAGCAUAUCAGUGUUAGAACUCUGAAAAGAACUUCAGCUUACACUCAGAUAUGACUUAUCGUAGACAUAUUCAUACAGGGGAGAAACCAGAUGAGUGGAAUGUGGAAAGAGCUUCAAUUGCAGCAGUUAUUUUAUUUGCCAUAAAAGGAUUCACAUGGGAGAAACCAUCCUAAUGCUCAGAGUGCGGAAAGAACUUCAGUCAGAAAAAUCACCUUUCCCAACAAGAGAAAAAAACGUAGCUUGGGAGCUUUCAUCUUGUUUUCUUCCCAUAAAGAGACUCAUAUCUGAAAUACAGAAAUAAUAAUGAUGAUUGGAGUGACAUUCAGUUUGAAAUGUCAUCUCGUCAGACCUAAAUGAAUCCAUAGGGGAGAACCAUAAAAAUGCCUGAAGUGUGGAAAUGGAUUAAAACGUGGCACUGCCCUUGUUUCCCAUAGGAAGUCCUAUGAGUGUAAAUGAACUUUCGGUACCAGUACUGGCCCUCCCCCAAGAAAAUAUAUACAUAUCUGAGUUUGGUUAAGUUUUAUGAAUGCUAAACCUGCGGACUGAAGAGCUGAUCCAUACAGGAGAGACAAUACAUCAAGGAAUGAAGUAAAACCACUAUUUUAAGAAGAUGUGUCUUCUUAAAUUACCAGAAAAUUUCCACUUAGGAGAGAAACUGUAUAAAAGAGUGGAACAUGGAAAGAGUUGGUGUUUUGUUUUUUGUUUUUUGGCUUAAGCCUUCAUCAAUGAAUUAUGAGCCCCUCUCCACAUUGUUAGACUAAUCUUGACUAUUUUUCCUGAUGUAAUCUGGGACUGCUGUAUCAGAGGCUGACGAGGAUUAUAUGGUUGGUUAAGGUUAAAGUCUCAUGAAAACAGACUGAGGCUGAUGGGACUAUUUAACCCUGUAAAAAAAAAAAAACCCAACCAAGAAGGAUUUAAUAUCCCUAUGGAAGCAUUUGAUGUGGUGUCCCAUAGAAGAAAGCAAAAGUUUGUCCUGCAGUGCAGAAUAAACACAACAGAAUCAGAUUUAAUGUUACAAAAAUAUUAUGAUAGCGAUGAAACUCUCAAACGCUCAGUAACUACCUCUGCCAACACCCCUCCCUUAAUAAAAACAGGAAAACACUUCCUCCUCUCCACAAAUCCCCAUUUUUAUGCAACUUUGUAAAGAUUUACUAUAGUGCUUGUCCUUUAAUUUCACAAUAAAAUAUUUGAGGUUUUAUUUUCGUUU
This is a messenger RNA of Crotalus tigris (Tiger rattlesnake), 3424 nucleotides long. Its product is annotated as zinc finger protein 436-like. Gene Ontology annotation, molecular function: RNA polymerase II cis-regulatory region sequence-specific DNA binding; DNA-binding transcription activator activity, RNA polymerase II-specific. The transcript is spliced from 5 exons. Gene Ontology annotation, cellular component: nucleus. The coding region runs from base 90 to 2234 and encodes 714 amino acids. NCBI's taxonomy places the organism in Eukaryota, Metazoa, Chordata, Lepidosauria, Squamata, Viperidae. The record is from RefSeq and is a predicted model, not a curated record. Gene Ontology annotation, biological process: regulation of transcription by RNA polymerase II.